GGCACUCGUUCAACUCACACACUCGAUACUACUCACUUGCUGCUCUCGUGCUCACUCAUGACCAUCGAGGUUGACUCGUUCCUGACCACAAUGAUGACUACAGCCGAGUACUCCCCACGCUUUUACGAUAUCGGAAACUAAUAGUGCAGAUAACAACCCCACCACCACCACCACCACCUCCUCCACCUCCUCCACCAAACAUUCCAUUCAUCGUACAUUCUUUCCCCCCUCCCAUCUCAUGCUUUCCAUUUUUGGACUUGUGGAUUGAUUCCGUUGAAGACCGCAUGUCACCAUAUUAGCACAUUCCCAUAUUGCUACCUCGCCUGUUGCACCAUUACACCAUUCCCUCGAUUCGGUCCCAUGCAAUUACCCUUUUGACGACACCACCACUCCUAAUACCGUCUUCAACACCCCUUCUCUUCUCUCUUCUCUAUUCUCUCUUCUGCCACCCCAUUUCAACGAACGAGACGCCACCACAUCCCGCAUCUCAUAUUACACUUGCUCCUGACUAUUCUGCGCCCAAUCCUCUAGAACUCAAGCCAAUCUCAUCAGAAGUUACAGCACACACACACCAUAUUUCGGCAGGCCGAGGCCGCCCAUGCGAGUAACACCAAAUCGCACAUUGCAUCGCGCAUCUUGUGCAGCUUAAAGAUCCCAAUUCUGUCACUGUCAUUCAACCGGGACCCUAAUUUACUACAAUUACUUCUUCUUCUGGCUUGUGCUCAGUUUCUUACACCAAUCCACAAUAACCUCUUAUUCUGGCUGCGAACUAUUCCUCCGCGAGACCGACCUUCCUGUCAAUGAAAACUGGUUGCUUGGGUGUAGUAAAGACGACGGCGGCGCAAUGCUUUCAGCUCCACUGACUCCUCCUUAUGGAGAUUCGGCAGAUAAUAUCGAGAAUGAUUCAUCCAAUGGCCGUAUGUUAACGGGCGGAUCAGAAACUUCCUAUACAAACCAACCAUUUGCGCUGGCAACUCCGACGAGCAAUUCAAGUAUGAUUUUCAACGACUCUAGCGAAGGAUAUACACCGGGAGGUCGCCCCUUCUCCGAGGACAUGAUGGAAGAAUCCGAUCAGGAUAUGUCUGAUGGAGGAGCCCCUCUGACGACAAUACCAUCGCAUGCAGAAGAGCCCACCAUUGAUAUGGAUACAGGAGAUUCUGAAAAUAUAUACCAUAAUGAUUCGGUAGGACUACACCAUGACUCUCAGUACCAAUUCUCGGCCAACCCGUUCUAUACCCAAAGUUCGUCGAAUGAAUUGGGUGUGCCAUCGGAACUAGAAGGUAGCUCAUUUCCCCAUGGGGCCUAUAUUCCUUUACCUUUACCUGAAGCCAUUAAUACAACCGAUUUGCCAGCUGUGAUGUCAGAGGUCUCACAACAACUACAACAUAUUCAGGAUGGACAGGAACAUGGAGAUUUUGAAUCAGCCCCAGAUGAGCAUCAUGAUAUGUUCAUAAAUCACAAUCAGAUUGACAGCCAAAAUAAUAUGAAUUUCGGCGUCUUUCUUGGCGACUGGGCGACAUCUUUUGCUCGCAGAGGCACAAAUAAUUCGAAGCCUUCGCAGGCUGCUAUCACGGCUCAUAUACUUGCCGAAAAUUUUGAACCCAUGCGGAGGUGUGAUCUUCAGGGGGAAGAAUGUGACAUUCAGAGAAUUGACUGGAAAGACUUGGGGGUGACACGAUUGGAGGCUAGACAAAGACGACGGGCCACUUACAAAAACUAUACCAAUCUUGUAUACCCCAAUCGUCCACAGCUUAAUCCCCGGCAACUCCAUGGUGCAAGACUCAAAAAUGUUGACAACUAUUUCAAAUUUCGGCAAAUGGAUUUCCAGCAUGACGUCCACAUUAAACACUUUCAAUUGCGCAACUUGAUUACCUGCCCCUCACAAAACUGUGUGGUAUACGCUGCAAAAACGAAGGUGUUGCAUUAUGACCCUACCAUUGAAUCGACUCCCCGUGUGUUGAUGGAUCUGGCCAAUCCAAGGACACAGUCAUUCCAUUCUUCCUUGAAUGCUUGUCAAAUAUCCACACUGACUAGUGGCCACGAGAUCGUUGUUGCGGGUGGAUUUGAGGGGCAAUACGCAUUGAUUAGCACUAGAGCUCAAAAAGACGCGAAACAUACCGAAGGCGUAAUUACAGAGCACCCACAUGACAUCACAAAUCAUGCUCAAGUUCAUCUAUCAAGAUCUUCCUCACCUCUCGUUACUUUUGCUUCAAACGACUCUGGCAUUAGAACUCUUGAUGUCACAACCAAUAAGUUUAUUUCAGAGCAUAUGUAUGACCAUGCUAUGAAUUGCACAGCUGUGUCGCCCGAUCGACGUCUACGUGUACUGGUCGGUGACACUCGAAAAGUUAUGAUCUGCAAUUCCGAUACAGGACAAACUUUACAAGAGCUUGAGGGUCAUCUUGACUUUGGCUUCGCGUGUGAUUGGUCUGAGGAUGGAUGGACAGUAGCGACUGGAAAUCAAGACAUGCAAGUUAAGAUUUGGGAUGCUCGAUAUUGGAAUCGACCUGUAGCGAGUAUUGCUGCAGAUAUGGCUGGUGUCAGGAAACUCAAAUUUUCUCCUUUGGGUUCUGGCAGGCCAAUUCUAGUCGCAGCGGAACCAGCAGAUUAUGUCAAUAUUAUAAAUGCCGAAACAUUCGACAGCAAACAGACUCUCAGCUUCUUCGGAGAGGUUGGAGGUUUUGACUUUACAAAUGACGGUCAAGAGCUGGUUGUUGCAAAUUGUGACCCCUUGAGAGGCGGUAUAAUCGAAUUUGAACGUUGCGAUUUUGCCACCGAAGGUCUGUGCGGAAAGGAUGAACAACUCAGAAGUAUGAUGGAGGAUGAUCAAAGUAAAUAUAUGAUCGCUGGGAGAAAACGAGAUUAUGGCACCAGCCAUCUGGCUGAAGAACUUCUAGAGUCACUAGCCCUUCGAGGUACUACGAAACGCCGAGAGAGAAGAGCAGCUCUUCUAACCAACUUGGGAUCAUUCUAAGUGUUCCUAUAUGCAGACACAUUUCGAUUAAGUGAUAUUAUUUACAUUUUCCAGGGGUAUAUAUAUUCAUUGAGCUCAAAACAACGCCUCAAGUAUUUAUAGAUUGUCGGUUGAUCAUUCAAUCUCUCCAUAUACUCCGAUACCUACAUUUCGAUAUAUUCAAUCCGCUACUAGGAGCUCAGAUACAAGUCAACGGCACUUUUUUCCUUUGUUGGCAUCUCAUUUCAACUAUUCGGCAUUAUUUGGAGUCACGAAUUUAUCACCAUUGUUGGUGAUUUAGCACAUGGGAUGAGUGAAUGGCAUUUUAGGAAGGACUGCAUUGGCAUGAAAUGUGAAAUACCAUUUGGGGAAAAAUUCAAGUCUUCCAAGUUAGCGAUGGAGUUUUGGGGGCUGGCGUAAUUUCUAUCUAUUUUUUCUUGUUUUUGGCGAAAUUGUUUUUGGUUUGCUUGGAAGGAUUUGGUAUGGAUCUUACGGGGCAAGGUGGAACAUGGAGCCGGAAUUCGAAUGAGUAGGGAGCAUACAUUAUAACUUUGUCUAUAUUUUACUUCACUUUGAAUUGUGGCAUUUUUUGCGCCAGCCGUUAGGCAUUUUUCCAUUCGGAAACUCGGGAGGAAAAAGCUCCAUAUGAGCAGGACUGUGAUUUGAGAUGUUCGAAUGAGAUUGUGAAUCUUGUCGAUAGGGAAGACUUGGACAUUGUGAAGUGGAUGGAAUAUUUGAGCAGAUGAGAUAGGGUGGCAUAGAACCAUUAUAGUCUUCAUCGGCACAGUCGUCUCCACAGUAGCAUGGAAAGGUAUAUAGUAACUUCAGCAGCAUGAAUGAAUAUACAAAAGUUAUUGAGAAUUAACA
Molecule: messenger RNA, 3820 nt
Organism: Botrytis cinerea B05.10
Lineage: Eukaryota; Fungi; Ascomycota; Leotiomycetes; Helotiales; Sclerotiniaceae
Exons: 3
Coding region: 845-2974 (709 amino acids)
Molecular function (GO): protein binding
Source: RefSeq, a predicted model, not a curated record